GACAUUGACAGACAUUUGACGUUGAAAUUUAGACAUUACAACAUGAUCAAAAUAAAGUAGUAAACGACUGUUAGUUUAUCGAAAAUAGUGCAUAAUUUUUACUACAAACACAUAAUUAGUAAUGGCGAAUCUUAGUUCUACAAAUAUACCCGGAUCUGCGAACUCCGAAGACGAUGAACCAACCCUACCUCGAGCUAGCAUUAACAAAAUGAUAAAGGAACUCGUCCCCUCAGUUAGGAUAGCAAACGAAGCCAGAGAAUUAAUAUUAAAUUGCUGCACUGAAUUUAUACAUUUGCUCAGUUCGGAAGCCAACGAAAUAUGCAAUCAAUUAAACAAAAAAACCAUUAACGCCGAACACGUUCUAGCAGCUUUGGAUAAAUUAGGAUUCAACGAUUACACGGCGGAAGCCGAAGCCGUGCUGAAAGACUGCAAGGCCGUGGCCGCGAAGCGUCGAAGGCAGAGCACCCGCUUGGAGAACCUCGGCAUUCCCGAGGAGGAGUUGCUCAGGCAACAGCAGGAGCUCUUCGCCAAGGCCAGGCAGGAGCAGGCCCAGGCGGACCAACAGCAGUGGGAGCAACUGCAGGCGGCCGUUGCCAAGCAGGCGCAGCAGCAACAACAACAGCAAGGCCUCGAGGAUCUCGACGAUUAUUCGUAGAUAAUUGUUGUUAGAGUAUGAUGAACUUUAAUAAUUAUUGUCGAGAUUCGCGAGAGGAUAAGGAUGUGUUUUGUAAAUUUUAUCGAUGGAUGGUGAGGAUUAGUUUCUCUAAUGCAAGAUUGUUUGCGCUAGAGAAAAUAAGUAGGUAAAUUAAUUUAUAAUUGUAAUUAUAAACUUUAUUUUUCAGUACAAU
This is a messenger RNA of Phyllotreta striolata, 848 nucleotides long. Lineage: Eukaryota; Metazoa; Arthropoda; Insecta; Coleoptera; Chrysomelidae. The record is from the annotation of a GenBank genome assembly.